AUGUCCGACUACAACCAGUACAACAACCAGUACGGCCAGCAGCAGGGCGGCGGCUACUCCCAGCAGGGCGCUGGCUACGGCGGUCAGGACCAGUACGGCCAGCAGCAAUACGGCGGCCAGCAACAAUACGGCCAGCAGCAGCCUGCAUACGGCCAGGAGGGAUACUCCCAGCAGCAGCACCACCAGCACCAGGGCUACGGCCAGCAAGGCGGUGACUACAACCAACAAGGACAGUACGGCCAGCAACAACCCGGCUACGGUCAGCAGCAGGGUUACGGCCAGGAGGGACAGUACGGCCAGCAACAAGGACAGUACGGCCAGCAACAACACGGUCAGGAGGGCCAGUAUGGCCAACAGCAUCAAAGCUAUGACAACCAAGGUGCUCCAGACGGCGCCCAAGAAGGCGAGCGCGGCCUCGGUGGCGCUCUUGCCGGCGGUCUAGCCGGUGGUUUCGCCGGCCACAAGGCAAACCACGGUAUCCUGGGAACAAUCGGUGGCGCCAUCAUGGGCAGCAUUGCCGAGGACUUUGUCAAGGACAAGAAGCGCGACCACAGCCCCAACCCUCCCCAGGGUGGUAGUGGUAGCAGCUUCAGCGGCUACUUCAACAAGUAA
Messenger RNA from Talaromyces rugulosus, 612 nucleotides. RefSeq lists its product as uncharacterized. The transcript is spliced from 2 exons. The record is from RefSeq and is a predicted model, not a curated record. NCBI's taxonomy places the organism in Eukaryota, Fungi, Ascomycota, Eurotiomycetes, Eurotiales, Trichocomaceae. The coding region runs from base 1 to 612 and encodes 203 amino acids.